Molecule: messenger RNA, 1804 nt
Organism: Magnolia sinica
Lineage: Eukaryota; Viridiplantae; Streptophyta; Magnoliopsida; Magnoliales; Magnoliaceae
Product: mannan endo-1,4-beta-mannosidase 5-like
Exons: 5
Coding region: 54-1514 (486 amino acids)
Molecular function (GO): hydrolase activity, hydrolyzing O-glycosyl compounds
Source: RefSeq, a predicted model, not a curated record
UCACCCCAUUCCUCACAACCCCACCUCAAUCCAUCCUAUCUUCCCAGAAAUCAAUGGCCAGAUUUAAUGGACCCAUCAGCUACAUUUAUGUGGUCUUCACCCUUUUGGGCCUAGCCUGUGGAGCUAGGGUCCCACAACUGAGAGGAUUUGUUAGUACCCGAAAUACCCAAUUCGUCCUAAACGGGUCCCCUUUCCUUUUCAAUGGUUUCAAUUCCUAUUGGAUGAUGAAUGUUGCAACUGACCCUACUGAGAGGCACAAGGUCUCUGAUGUGCUCCGGGAGGCCGCCGCAGCCGGCCUCACCGUAUGUCGGACGUGGGCCUUUAGUGACGGAGGCGAUCGGGCUCUGCAGAUGUCGCCUGGUGUAUAUGACGAACGCGUUUUUCAGGCUCUUGAUUUUGUGAUUUCAGAGGCACGACGAUAUAAGGUCCGCCUUAUUUUGAGCUUGGCAAACAAUUUCAAAGAUUUCGGUGGACGACCGCAGUAUGUUCAAUGGGCGAGAAAUGCAGGUGCACAAGUUAGCAGCGACGAUGAUUUCUAUACAAAUCCGGUCGUGAAGGAUUAUUAUAAGAAUCAUGUCAAGAAAGUGUUAACCAGGUUCAACACCAUCACCCGAAAGGUGUAUAAAGAUGACCCGACGAUCAUGGCAUGGGAGCUCAUCAACGAACCACGUUGCCAAGCCGACUAUUCAGGAAAUACAGUACACGGCUGGGCUCAAGAGAUGGCAACAUACACAAAGUCUAUAGACAGAAAUCACAUGCUGGAGAUAGGGAUGGAGGGUUUUUAUGGGGAUUCAAUGGCAACAAAGAAGCAAAAUAACCCUGGUUACCAAGUUGGGACUGAUUUUAUAAAGAGUAAUCUCAUUAAGGAGAUUGAUUUUGCUACAAUACAUGCAUAUCCUGAUAUAUGGUUAUCUGGACAAAACGAUGGCGCGCAGCUUGAGUUCAUGCAGAGAUGGAUGGCGAGUCACUCGGUCGACUCGAGACAGAUACUGAAGAAGCCGCUAGUUCUCGCCGAAUUCGGAAAAUCUAAGAAAGACCCAGGUUACAGCAUAGGCGUCCGAGACUCAUACCUGACCGCUGUUUAUCGGAACAUUUACAACUUUGCGCGUGGCAGUGGCGGAGGGGCGAUGUGCGGCGGCCUGGUAUGGCAGCUCAUGGCAGAGGGGAUGGACUCAUACUAUGAUGGCUAUGAGAUCAUCCUACCCCAGAGUCCCUCCACAAGUGCAGUCAUCACCACACAAUCUCACAAAAUGUCAGCCCUUGGUCACAUGUUAGGUAGGCCACAUAAUCAUAAAUUCACAAAGGCGCAGGUUGUGAAAAAUGAUCAUUCGUUGAGCGCGCAGCACGGGCAUGCAUUAAGCGAGCCACACGGACGUAGGUUAGGCAGACGGCGUGGGAAUACACCAAGCAGGCCAGAUAACCGGAUACAUGAUCACAUGUUUUCUAGGACAUAUGGUUGGAAAAGGCCUCAUGUGCUAACUGGGCCAAAGAAAUGGAGGAAGACAUGGCCUUAGGGCGAUUCAAAAAUGAUUUUAUUUCAAAUUUUUUUUUCUCUAUUUAGAACUUGUUGCGUUGUUAUUUAGGGUUAGGGUUUAGGAUUUUAGAAAGCAGAGAUGGAUUGGAAUGUGUUUGUCAUCCUCCUGUUAGCUAUACUGUUCUGUGGAAAUAAUCAUUAGCUAUUGUUAGAGUAUAUGUGUGUUCUUUUACUUUGGUACUUCCAAGACACAAUUUCACUUGUAUUUUUACGCAAUUAAUAAAAUAGGUUAGAGAGAUCAUUUUUCUCCCUGGCCAAUAAAUUUUCUUA